Messenger RNA from Varroa destructor (honeybee mite), 2992 nucleotides. Its product is annotated as fringe glycosyltransferase-like. The record is from RefSeq and is a predicted model, not a curated record. NCBI's taxonomy places the organism in Eukaryota, Metazoa, Arthropoda, Arachnida, Mesostigmata, Varroidae. Gene Ontology annotation, cellular component: membrane. Gene Ontology annotation, molecular function: glycosyltransferase activity.
AAAACUGAAUCGCUAUCAACCCCGGGCAAGUGAGCGACCGACUAUUCAAAAAGGUGUUGGGGGUGAUUCGCCGCGAAGCAAGCUUUGAGACGCUUGUGAUACAAAUCCUGCUUCAGUCGCACGACUAUGGCCGUACAAAUCGACUGAUUGUGGCUGACUGCAACCUUCUUCCUUUCGGUAUACUAAGUCCCACUGCUAGCUCCGACUUCCUUGUUGAACUAGGCAUUUUUUAAAUAGUGCGGGAGUUGCCCAUGACGACUGGUGUAAAUGUUGAACGCAACGGGAUGAGCAACUGAUCCUCGUCGUAAAUUUACCAUCAGAUAAGUAAUGCCAUAAAUGAACAACAAUGUGGAGGAUAACAGUGUCAGGUCAACUAUUCAGAAGUGUGUCAUUAUGUAAAGAAAAGUUUCUGUUUGUGACGCGUCUGUGAAUUUCAAACGUGUGCUCCGCUACAGAAGGACGUUCGUAAAGGGACGUCCUUUGAUACGUUCCAGUGACUACGGAACAUGGCGGUAGCAGUGAAUAACGCUACAAUAAUGGAUACCGUUACGUCAUGGUUCGUUGCGUCCGACGGUGACAAGCUCCCAGUCAAGCUCGUUAAUACUGCUAGUCAAAAUCGGCGCAGUUUGCUGCAGGCAGUGGCCAUUUGUGCUGGUGUAUGCUUUUAUAUGUUACUUUUACUAGCAUGGCCGCAUAUUACUAUUGUUAACGAUAGUAAUCGGCCCGCUCAGGUGGACUCACACGGACGGCCUGAAACACUUAGCCUUUCGUUUCUCGACGAGGAUUCCGUAGCGGAGUUUCCACUCCGUGAAGCAAUACCUUUAAACAGUAUCGUAGUGCCAAAAAAGGCGGCAGUGACCAUUUCGAGAAAAGAACAUAUUGUGCAGGCCGCCAAGAAGCUUCAGGUGCCGACCAGUACUGAACCUCUUUCAGAGCCAUUAUUAGCCCUUGAAGAUUUGUUCAUUUCCGUCAAGACGACAAAGAAGUUUCAUCGGGAGAGGCUAGAUGUCAUUCUCAAGACAUGGUUUAGACUCGCAAGAGAUCAGACGUACUUCUUUACGGACGAGGACGACGAAGAAUUUAGCCAAAAAACUUAUAAUCACCUCAUCAACACACGCUGUCCGCCUUCACACAAUCGUCGCGCUCUGUGUUGUAAGAUGGCAGCAGAAUUCGACAGGUAUCUUGAAAGUCGCAAAAAGUGGUGGUGUCAUUUUGACGAUGACAACUACGUGAAUGUGCCCCAAUUAAUCAGGAAUCUACAGGAGUUCGACUAUCGCGAAGAAUGGUACUUGGGCAAAACAUCAAUUAAGGAUCCCCUUGACAUAUCUGGCCCACGUAGCUUUCGUUUGAGUAUGACGGGGUUGUCGGAGGGCCUUGGCCGUGGAGUGACAACAGGGAGACCCGUCUCAUUUUGGUUCGCCACCGGAGGAGCGGGUUUCUGUAUUAGUCAAGCCUUAGCCGUCAGAAUGAAGCCAUUAGCUAGCAAUGGGCGUUUCACAUCAAUAGGUGAUUCGAUCCGUCUUCCUGAUGAUGUAACUAUGGGUUUUGUGGUCGAAGUUCUGCUCGGACGCCGUUUGACAGUGCUCAGCAAUUUCCAUUCCCAUUUAGAAUCUCUCGGAUAUAUCGAAGAAGAAACCUUUCGCAAUCAGAUUUCGUUCAGUUAUUCACGAGCUGGAAAUGUACUCAGUCUGAACGAGGCAUUUGAUCAUCGUCUCGAUCCGACAAGGUUCUUCUCCGUGCACUGUUACCUGUUUCCCCAGUUUGAUGUCUGCCGCCGCAUGAAGCUACAACAGCUUCAACUUGAAAAGCAAAAUGAACGAGCCACCUUCUCGAAUCUCAAAUCCAACUCCCUAGCUGCCAUCGAUGAGACGUCAAUGCACGGGAAAACGACGACAUCAAUGUCAAUAUCGAUAUAGGAGAAUACUGGCCAACCCCUAAGGCGGAUUAUAAAAACAUUUAUGCCGCUCAAAAACCUUUCACGCAGCUUAUAAUACAAUCGUUAGGCAAAAAUUGUCUCCCCUGUAUUUACCAUACGAUUUCAAACGUUCGAGCACCUUCGUUUACUCGUUGCUGUGACGUUGUAAUCCGUGCUCGUCUAUGCCCUAAAAUUGAUCCUCAGACUCUUUGUCCCAUUCCCAGUUGAUUGUUGUUGAUGUUUUUGUUGUUGGCGUCUUUAUAGUUUUUGUUAUUGACUUAGAUUGAUACAAAUUACUGCAAAGGUAAUUUAUAAUAAUAAGAAUAUUAUUAUUAUAUAAUUUAGAGCAAUCGCGUCGUUUGUCGUGUUUCUGUUUAUGACACAAGCGCGGUUUUAUCUAGACACAUGUAUAUAGUGCGUAUUUACUUAAAGGGAGCUAAAAUGCGUUUCAUCGUUAAAGCACAUCUUCAAACAGUAAGAAUUUACCUGAAUCGUACGUUUAUAAAUAGAGUAAAUAAGCUAAGAUAGGGACCCCCUAUAUCUACCACUCCCAGCGACAUCAAAAUCGGCAACCAUUGACUCAUCGCUUGCUAGGAUAAUGGACGCAUACCCCCCUGAUAAUGUCCUGGAUGGUGGUAUUCUACUUCCAAGAUACGACUCAAAAGAGCAGUGAACGUAUUUUUUCGUAUAUUUAAAGCUAUAUUGCAAUAAAACAAUACGACGAAUUGAUUUUGUCCGCAUGAAAGUUUUGUUGAAUUCGACGUCCUGAUGAUUAUGAAACGUCCUGCAAUGUACACAUGUAUAAAUGGAGAAUGUAUAAAAUGUACAGUAAGACAUGUACACGGCGAUUCAGAUAGGCGAUAUGAAAGAAGAACAAGCUAGUAAAACUGAACAUAAUAAAUGCUAACCUCACAACGUACUUUUCGAAAAAAAAACCGCUUGUCACUUAUGCUAUUUUACAGAAACAUGGUGAUAUUUUAUCAGGAAUACUUUCAUUCACUUUGUUAGAUCAUAUUUGAGUUGGUUUAAGAAUACCACCUUGUUGUGCACGUAUCCCGAAUGUGUGAAAAGUAAUUU